AUGACCGCUUCAUUACUCCUCCACUCGCACUGGAUUGACCCGGUGAUGUUUCUUUACGACAACGGCUUGGAGGACAGAAGCAAGAACAUGGAAGGAUUUACUGGAGGCAAUUUUGCUGCAAACCAGUGCAGGAAUUUGCUAGCGCAUCCAACCUCGCUGGCUCCGAGCACCACCUACGCUGCGAGUGAGGUGCCAGUCUCUGGCAUGGGGGAGCCUGGCAAACAGUGCAGCCCCUGUUCUGCCACUCAGAGCUCGCCCAAUGCAUCUUUGCCUUAUGGAUAUUUUGGCAGCGGUUAUUACCCGUGUAGGAUGUCACACGGCAGCGUCAAGGCUUGCGCGCAGCCCUCUGGCUAUGGCGAUAAAUACAUGGACUCAUCGGUCUCUGGCGAGGAGUUCUCAACCAGGGCAAAGGAAUUUGCGUUUUAUCAGGGCUAUUCCUCUGCUCCUUACCAGCCCAGCUACUUGGACGUCCCUGUCGUACCUGCGCUGAGUGCUCCAUCUGAGCCAAGACAUGAAUCUCUGUUGCCCAUGGAGCCCUACCAGCCAUGGGCCAUCACCAAUGGUUGGAGUGGUCAAGUUUACUGCACCAAGGAGCAGCCGCAGUCAAAUCCUCUGUGGAAAUCCUCGUUACAAGACAAUAUAUCUGGUGGAGACAGCUCUGUCCGCCGUGGGAGAAAGAAGCGUGUGCCAUACACCAAGGUGCAGCUCAAAGAACUGGAAAGGGAGUACUCCGCCAACAAAUUCAUCACCAAGGACAAAAGGAGGAGGAUAUCCGCGCAGACAAAUCUGACAGAGAGACAAGUGACAAUCUGGUUUCAGAACAGGCGCGUAAAGGAGAAGAAAGUCGUCACCAAGUUCAAGAGCUCCAGCUAG
Messenger RNA from Anarrhichthys ocellatus (wolf-eel), 873 nucleotides. RefSeq names its product homeobox A13b (gene hoxa13b). The record is from RefSeq and is a predicted model, not a curated record. Gene Ontology annotation, molecular function: DNA-binding transcription factor activity, RNA polymerase II-specific; DNA binding. Lineage: Eukaryota; Metazoa; Chordata; Actinopteri; Perciformes; Anarhichadidae. The transcript is spliced from 2 exons. Gene Ontology annotation, biological process: regulation of DNA-templated transcription. The coding region runs from base 1 to 873 and encodes 290 amino acids.